This is a messenger RNA of Octopus sinensis (East Asian common octopus), 2246 nucleotides long. RefSeq names its product SMC5-SMC6 complex localization factor protein 2-like. Bases 431 to 2245 code for a protein of 604 amino acids. The record is from RefSeq and is a predicted model, not a curated record. The transcript is spliced from 22 exons. Lineage: Eukaryota; Metazoa; Mollusca; Cephalopoda; Octopoda; Octopodidae.
CGUUCAAAAUAUGGCGUUCAAACGAAGAUGUCUCAAUUCCAGUCACGAAUCAAUCUUGAAGUAUUUUCGAGUUUGCCGUGAUCCGUGUGAGAGAUUUUAUUGUCUUACAUUUUGAAAUAAGUUUCAAUGCCUUUAGCUGAGGUUGUAAACAUAGUCAGUCCCUAAAAUACCUAGUGUUAAUAAUUCUUGACGUUUCAAAGACUACAUUCUUACAAGAGAGAAAACAACAAUACAUAGAGAGGUUGGACAAACUCUAAGAAUUUGUUCAUGAUUAAUACACCAUAAUUGCAUGUAAGCAGUUUUAAUACCUGGUGGUUGUUGCUGAAUUUGUGACAUUUGAAUAACUUAUAUAGUAACAUCAAGCGACCUGUCUACACAUGCAAUACCAACUCUCUCAUAGUCCGUCACCACCACUAGCAACAGUCCGACAAUGGCCAGCAACUCCUUAAAAUCCCGAAAUAAAAAAUCCGCUGAAGAUGAUCACUCCCGAGACAGCUCAGAUUUAUCAGUAUCUGAUGACAGUGGGAUGUUACAGUCUCGGUUGGAUAAAUGUGAGCUGAAGGACAGUGGGGUGCGGCUAGAUGUGAAACCAAAGAGCAAGAUAACCCUCACAUUAGAUGUGCUGGUUGCAGACAAGAUUCAGCAGGAUGAGCUGGACAGGAUGAACAGAGAGCUUCAGGCUGAUUUGAAGUGUGGUGGUGUUAGCAACAUGUUAGCUGAAUUAAACGAACCAGAUGGAAUGUUACCAGAACACAAGAAGAAACUGGAAAUGCUGAGCAAUUUCCCACAGCACAACAUUAACGAACUACCACCAUGGGAGACACUGUUUGAAGCCUCCAAUUAUUGUUGCCUCUUCAACUCUGACCUGCAACUCAGCCAUAUAAAGUUUCUGCCUGGGAACAGUAAAAUAGAUAAUACACUGGCAAACACAGAAGGUACUGAGCAGCUGGAAUUCAUCUUGAAGUCUGAUAUCCUGCGCAUUGUGUGGUAUGCCGUGUCCAACAAAAAUUUGGUCCUUCGAUGGCUGUUCUUCUUAAUGUCUAUUCACAAUGACAUCUCGGUGAGUGAAGCAUGUUAUCAGAUCAUACUGAAUGCAAUCCAGCUACAACUCUCAUCUUCCCGGACGAAAAACACGUGGGCACCAGACAUUGCAGAUAUAUUGCGCAUAUUCAUAAACUAUGGUGCUCCAGUACAUGACCUUGUGCCCAACCAAGCGUUUCUUCGUUCCCUACCACUUGGGGCUCUGCAAAAACCCAUCAACACAAAUUGUAAGCAAACGAAGCAAGACAAAUCAAGCACCACAGCAUCAUCUCCCAGCAAUGAUGAUUCUGUGCAGCUUAAGGUUUCACAAGAUUCUGCAUCGGCCCCGAAACUCAGGAAAUCUGAUAAAGCACAGUUUAACAGCACCGGUUUGGUUUACGUCCUUUCCGUGUUAAGCUUCGUCCUUGACUCAAGACCAAAUUAUACAACAGACCAGCUCUCUGCCUUGUUUUUAAUGUUGUGCAAAGUCCGGUUGGAUAUUCAUAUUGCUACGGAUCCACUGGUCAAGAAUUUGCAAGCUGUUCUCUCAAGAAUCAUCCAGAAAUUUUCAGCUGAAGAAUGGCCACAAACGGCCAUCAAUCUGUCCAUUGACCUGACCACAUUGACCAGGGACCCCCAUAACAUGCUCUUCCUCACACAGACCUUACCACACUGUCAACAGAGUGUUGAACUCAGGCAGAGACUGGCCACACUACAGCUGUAUGUGAUCACUGAACAGGAUAUAUCCACUGUCAGCAAAGAAGAUGUUAAUAUUUCUCAAUUAUUUUGUCUGUUUCCUCACCUGAAAUCAUUUGCCCAGCAAAAGCUCAGCACCCUCUCUGUAAGCGUCGACUUACUCAGUAUUGCAGUUGGUGGAAGCUCCUUUCAGAAAUCUGACCGGGAAAACUUGCAGCAGGUUAUGCACGAGGUGAUGCAGUUAUCUGAAUGUCUUCGAGACAAUGGAAGAACUGUUGCCUGCUCUGUGGUGAAAAACAAGCUGGUGAUUCUCAGCAACCGAUGGAAGAUAUUCUUGGAAACAAUUGGAUUAACUCAGAAAAAUCUAUUUGCAUGGACCCGCAUAGACCGGCCCCAGGAAUCCAUUGAAACGGCAGCAGAGGAGAUGGCAAUUUGUGAAGAGAUUGUAUUAUCCGACUCUGACAGCACCGUCUGCAGUGAUUCCGGUUCACUCUCAGACUGCAGUAUAUUCAGCCUGCCAGAGAUCUAGG